Mastomys coucha (southern multimammate mouse) is the source of this 2142-nucleotide messenger RNA. It is a transcript of the gene Pdp2, whose product is annotated as pyruvate dehyrogenase phosphatase catalytic subunit 2. NCBI's taxonomy places the organism in Eukaryota, Metazoa, Chordata, Mammalia, Rodentia, Muridae. Bases 205 to 1797 code for a protein of 530 amino acids. The record is from RefSeq and is a predicted model, not a curated record. Gene Ontology annotation, biological process: protein dephosphorylation. Gene Ontology annotation, molecular function: cation binding; protein serine/threonine phosphatase activity. The transcript is spliced from 2 exons.
GAGGGAUAUUUCUUUUGGUGCUGGUUCCUCGACUGGGGGCCUCUCCAGGGAAGUAAAACCCAGUCGCAGCAGCCGCGGAACUGGGCUGAGGUCCUGAGUGAGCUGAGAGGAUCUGCCUAGAGCCCGCCGCGCCAGCUGGGGAGGAGAGAACGAGGCUGCGAGGCUGAAAAACACUCCACCUCCACUUGCCAAUAUUGUUUCAGAAUGUCAAGUCCUGUGUCCUACUGGAUCUUCAAUUCUGCAAGGAAUCGUGUUGCUUUCUUACGAGGGGGUAGCCGCCUAUACUCAAGGGCUGCCACGAGUAGGAACCAACUGAAAUGGAGGCUCUUUUCUCCAGCAUCGUCAGCCGUAAAGGGCAGUUCUCCAUGUGGUAGCUUUGCGCUGCAGAAAGCCUACAGACACACAUCAACGGAGGAAGAGGAUUUCCAUUUACAGCUCAGCCCUGAACAGGUCAAUGACCUGCUCCGAGCAGGCGAGUCAUCCCACAAGGUUCUUGAUUUCAAUAAUGGAGUUCCAAAUUCAGUGUUAAGGUUUGAGAGCAACCAGUUGGCUGCCAAUUCCCCAGUGGAGGACCGACAAGGUGUGGCUUCCUGCGUCCAAACGAAUGGGAUGAUGUUUGGUAUUUUUGAUGGACACGGUGGCCAUGCGUGCUCACAAGCAGUGAGCGAGAGGCUUUUCUACUACAUGGCGGUGUCCCUGAUGUCCCAUCAGACCUUGGAGCAGAUGGAGGAAGCAAUGGAAAACAUGAAGCCUUUGCUGCCCAUCCUGCAGUGGCUCAAGCACCCUGGAGAUAGUAUUUAUAAGGAUGUCACAUCAGUGCAUCUGGACCACCUCCGUGUCUAUUGGCAGGAACUCCUUGAUCUGCAUAUGGAAAUGGGGCUAAGCAUUGAAGAAGCAUUGACGUACUCCUUCCAGAGACUGGAUUCUGACAUCUCGCUAGAAAUUCAGGCUCCUCUGGAAGAUGAGCUGACGAGGAACUUAGCCCUCCAGGUUGCUUUCUCGGGAGCAACAGCCUGCAUGGCCCACGUCAAUGGAGUUCACCUGCACGUAGCAAAUGCUGGUGACUGCCGGGCUAUCCUUGGUGUCCAGGAAGAUAAUGGUGCAUGGUCAUGUUUACCUCUUACCCGUGACCACAAUGCCUGGAAUGAGGCUGAGAUGUCCCGGCUUAAGAGAGAACACCCUGAGUCUGAGGACAGGACACUCAUUAUAGAAGACAGGCUGCUGGGAGUCCUCAUACCCUGCAGGGCCUUCGGGGAUGUCCAGCUAAAAUGGAGUAAAGAGCUGCAACGUAAUGUCCUAGAGAGGGGCUUUGAUACCGAGGCCCUCAACAUCUACCAGUUUACCCCGCCCCACUACCACACUCCACCCUACCUGACUGCCAAGCCUGAGGUCACCUACCACAGGCUGCGGCGCCAAGAUAAGUUCCUUGUGCUGGCCUCAGAUGGCCUGUGGGACAUGCUGGGGAAUGAGGAUGUGGUAAAGCUGGUGGUGGGGCACCUGUCCAAGGUGGAUUGCCAGAAGCCAGACCUGGACCAAAGACCAGCCAACCUGGGCCUCAUGCGGAGUCUGCUAUUGCAGAGGAAAGCCAGUGGGCUCCAUGCAGCUGAUCAGAACACAGCCACGCAUCUGAUCAGACAUGCCAUCGGGAGCAAUGAGUAUGGGAAUAUAGAGCCAGAGCGGCUGGCCGCCAUGCUGACACUGCCAGAGGAUGUGGCCAGGAUGUACCGGGAUGACAUCACUGUCAUGGUGGUGUUUUUUAACUCUGAUUCAAUUGAUACCUACUAUAAGGAGGGUUAAGAGUCUUCACUCUAGCCAAGGCAAACAUGAAUGCCCUGUAGAACACUUUCACUCCUUAGUGAGCAAUUGAAACCUUAGUAAGGAAUAGGCAGACAUGGGUUGCUGAGUAAUUAACACCAGAAGGGAGGGAAAGCUAGGCUUAGUGCAAAAAGACAUUAGGAGUGAUUUUUGUCCUGUGUGUGAUGGUCAGCUCUCCUAUGUAGCAGACAGAAUAAAGACUAAAAUUGGCUUAGGCUCACAUAGCCCAUUUCCUUUAUAAAGACUGUUAAAUUGUGUCAUCCUGUGCUUUUAAAGGAUAAAUUUAAUCAUGAGUCUAAGAAUAAAGAACUUUAGGAUCUUCUGAGA